AUGAUAUUAAGUUUAGAAAAACGUGAACCAUUUUCACGAUGGCCACAAGAGACUCUUCGUAAUUAUUGUACUUAUGCUCUUGAUAAAAAUUUUCAACUUGUUUGUGCACCUGAUGGAGAAGCAUCAAUAUAUGAAACAAGUAUACGGACUGAUACAGACAUUUAUCCGUUUAUUAAAAAAUCAAAAUUUAUUCAAGAUAUUCCAAUACAUAUCGUAAGAGCAUCACUUCCAUACAGUAUAGGUCAAUUUGAUUCAUCACCAAUAGCACCUGAUCUUGUAAAAUGGUUUCAAAAAGGACGAGACACACAAAUAGAAAAUUCUACACAUUUUUUUCCAAUGGAACAACCACAAAUAGUAAUUGAUCUAGUGAAAAAAUUUAUGGAAGAAAAUAAAAAACUAUUCUCACAUCUAUAA
Molecule: messenger RNA, 414 nt
Organism: Rotaria sp. Silwood1
Lineage: Eukaryota; Metazoa; Rotifera; Eurotatoria; Philodinida; Philodinidae
Source: the annotation of a GenBank genome assembly